AUGUCGGAAGCCUUUUCAUCCCCAUCCCCGCUCCUCACCCCCACUCCCAAGGUGGUUUUUCAGCCCUGGGGUGGAACCCCCUUCUUGCAUACCAAGAAUGAGUUGGCUAUACCUGACAAAGGGCAAAGACAAGGUCGCAUGCAUCUUUCAUGCUUCUGCUGGCAGAUGCAGUGGACUGGAAAUUUCCUGGUCUGGGAAGGACUCCAUCUCCUCCCAGGUCUUCCAGCCCGGUUUGGAGGCUCAAAGCCACGAAACCCAGCGGUGCCGCGUCUCAGGCCCUCCCCGCCCCAGCGGCUGGACCUCCGACCCUGCCAGCGUCAAACGCCUGGCGUCCGGCCCGAUGGGUCCGCAAGGAGGAGCCCGCGAGGCGGCCGCGAAGGGGUUGCGCUUACCUCGCCCGGUGCGGGCCGCGGCCUCAGCGCCCGCGCUCCAGGCCGGCCGCCGCUGCAUUCUGCGCCCCUCGCCGGGAACGAGAGCUGCGCCAGUCCAGGCCACGACCGCUUUCAUUUUCCUCAACAACAUCGGCAGGAAAGCGAAAGCGAAAACCUCUGGGAGGCGGGACCAGGAGCGAGCGCGCGGGCGCGGGCGGGCAGCCAGAGGCGGGGUCGGCGGGCUGGGGUCUGCGCUUGGCCUGCCCGGUGGCAUUCCGGCUGGAGCCGGGCCGGCCGAGUACCCGCGAGCGAGUCCGCCACGCACACCUGCCUCGGCGGGACCUUGGCCCGGGGUGGGCAGGCCCGCUGCAAGUGGAAAGGCGCCCGCGCCGCCUCCGUCGACGCGCACAGGUUCCUCCAUCUGCCUUUCAGAGAUUCAGCGUCUACUUGGGCAUGUGGCUGGCAGCUAUCCCGGGACCUGGCCGCUGGCAGCGCCUCGGUCUCUGGCCUGAGGAGGCGAGUGCCAGCCUGAGCAGCUGGGACCAGGCCUCUGAGGGGCCUCCGUUGGAGGGAACUUGAUCAUGAGGUACCAGGCACCUCAUAUGGGGUCAGCGGAGAAACCAAAAGUCAAUGACGUCGGGUCCCUUCAUCCGAUAAGAGAAACGGGAACAGCAAGCCUCAGAUAUCACACAUGUGAACAGAGAGCAUCAGGAGGCAAAGGCAGGCCUGAAGUCUUUCGUCUUGGUGAUUUCCCGGGAUCCAGGUUUGGUCCCUGACUUUGUGGGACCAAAAAUUUCAUCUGACUUGUAGUGUUCCAUAGUUGAGUAGCACUGAUGCAUAAUGUCAGAAUGCCAACUUACUGAUUUCCUUCAGUAUUUGCUAGAGAAGUGCUAUUACAUGCAUUACCUCCUUUAAUUCUCCCUACUAUCAUGUGGUAUAUUAUAAUCUAUUAAUUUUUCAUUUGGAGGAAAAAAGAUGAAGGAAAUCCCAAGGUUCAUACAGUUACUAUGUAUGUUAGUGGCAGAGUUUGAAUCAAGGCCAUCUGACCCCAAAACCUGCAGCUUAGCCAUUCCUGUCAGAAGCAAGACUGUCAGAAACACUGGACUCGAGGCCACCUGAUGAGUACAUUCUCUUCUUGUAGCCAUGCAGUUUGGAGCCCAGUAGUCAGAAGGUGGCUUAGUGAGCCUAAAAUCAGAAUCAGAAGAGUGAGUUGUCCGACUUAAAUGUUUAAUUAUAUCAGGUUUGGGCAAUGUGGGAUGUCUUUCUCCACAACACAGGUCAAAACCUGUAGGGAGGACUGUUCACUCAUCCCUGCUGGCCUGGCCAGCUCUUCUCCCUAGAUGGGGCCUGGUGGACACCAUCUGUUUGUGUCGAUGAGACUCUCUUUAUUGUGGUACCCAGGCCACCCCUCCUCAGAUGGACACAUUUUUAGAUAGGCAAGUCGUCACUGAGUAACAUUACUCAAUAAGGUCUUGCAGCCCUUAUUUUUCUUUAUGGAGACAUUUUGUAUCUGCUCUUGCUGGGAACCAGCCCAACCCUGUACGUGGGUGCUGAGG
Sapajus apella (tufted capuchin) is the source of this 1927-nucleotide messenger RNA. RefSeq lists its product as uncharacterized. The coding region runs from base 1 to 903 and encodes 300 amino acids. NCBI's taxonomy places the organism in Eukaryota, Metazoa, Chordata, Mammalia, Primates, Cebidae. The transcript has 4 exons. The record is from RefSeq and is a predicted model, not a curated record.